Messenger RNA from Epinephelus moara (kelp grouper), 5811 nucleotides. It is a transcript of the gene ahi1, whose product is annotated as Abelson helper integration site 1. Lineage: Eukaryota; Metazoa; Chordata; Actinopteri; Perciformes; Serranidae. Gene Ontology annotation, cellular component: ciliary basal body. The coding region runs from base 343 to 3987 and encodes 1214 amino acids. The record is from RefSeq and is a predicted model, not a curated record. Gene Ontology annotation, molecular function: protein binding. The transcript is spliced from 27 exons. Gene Ontology annotation, biological process: motile cilium assembly.
ACACGCAGUUAUCUGUAGCUAACUCCUGUCCAGCUUUUUAAAAUGUAUUCAUGUGGACUUUGUUUUGUUGUUGUUUAUUGAUUUGAGGCUUAGACUGUUUGUUUAAGGAGCUAAAUCGGACUGGAACAAACAUAGCAAGUCAACAAUGCCUAGCUAACGUUAGCACUUAGCAAGCUAGCGUUACUUAGCGGCUAACUGUUAGCGUCUCUCAGAUGUUACUUUUCCUGCGAUUGUUUUUAGCCUCAUGUGAGCACAUGCUAGAGAAAACACAAUGAUGAAAGCCUUCCUCCCUGGAUUACUGCCCUCCUGCAUUCAGAAUGAGAGACAUAACGGUGUCUGAGGAUGCCAGCAGGUGAAAGUGAAGUUCGGGCAAGGACCCGGGAAAGAUUCAAUGAAGUCUUCAAGAAAUACUCUGAUUCAGAGAAGAAAAAGUCGAAGAAGAAAAACGCUGAAGCUCAGGAGACCAUUGUGCUUCAAAAUCUAAAAAAGAAUUUGAACCUUGAGAAGGACACAGAAGAAGAUGAGACCAUCCUCCAGAACACAUAUGAUCCUGCACAGGGCAGCCCUCGCUACACAAAAAAUAAACGAAGGGAGAAGGAAACGGCAGAAAAGAUUAACAUCAACAACAGUAAAAACCAAGAGGAGGCUCCAACACCUAAAGGCAAGAAGAAAAGUAAAAGAGAGCUUCCCUCCCUCCCACCUGAGGACACUAGUUACAUCCAGAAUGAUGCAGAUGCUUCCAAGUCUGAGAUUGCUUUGGAGCCAGAUGACGUAGGUGGUGGAAAAGAACCAAAGCGAAAAAGUAAGAGGGGGAAAAGCAAAGGAGAUACAGAGGCCAAGGCAGAGAGUCAGGUGGAGGAUGCAGAGGACAAGCUGCUGCAUGAAUACCAGCAGCAGAUAGCACAGGAGGAGGAGAGGACUUCAAAGAAGAAAAGCACCAAGAGUGCAGAUGAUAGUGUUGUCUCCCAAACCGUUCCCCUAAAUAAUGACGUUGGAAAGAAGAAGAAGAAAAAGCUGAAAUCUGUAAUCACACAGUCGGAAGUAGGGGAUGAAGAUGAAGAUGCCGACCAGGAUGCUGAUGUGGACAAUGAAGCAGAAUCUAAGGGAAAGAAGAAAAAGAAGAAGAAAAAACAUGUUGUCAAAGAAGAGAGUGAUACAGAGGCAGAAGUACCACAGAAACCAACAUUUGAUGACAGCCUUGUACUGGGAGUGUACAUCCACAGGACAGAUCGCCUCAAAACAGACCUGCUGAUCUCUCACCCCAUGGUGAAGAUACAUGUUAUCGAUGAAAACACUGGACAGUAUGUGAAGAAAGAAGACUGUCAUCGACCUGUCUCCUCAUUUUAUGAGCAAGAGAAUGUUGACCACAUUAUCCCCAUCAUGACUCAACCUUUUGACUUCAAGAAGAACAAAUCAAUCAUCCCUGAGUGGCGAGAACAGAUCAUCUUCAAUGAACGCUUUGGUUACUUUGUUGAACAAAAUGAUGACAGCCCCAGAGUUGUACUCCUUUUUGAAAUCCUGGACUUCAUAACCAUGGAAGAAGCAAGAGCCAACGUUGAUGUUGACAAGCAUGAGCGAGGAUUCAGAAAGAUUGCAUGGGCAUUCCUUAAGCUCGUUGGUACAAACAGCGUGCUGAAUAUCGACAGUAAACUUCGGCUUCAGCUCUUCUGCCCUCCCCCUCGGGCAAAGAGACAACCUAAAACAAUAGAGGUGGUUGAGUGGUGGAGGAAGUACCCCCGAAACAAAUACGCAUCCACCCUUUAUGUUACAGUGAAAGGCAUUAAACUUCCGGAACAUGUGGACCCCUGUAUUCGGUCCAUGAUGGCCCUGCAGGAGGAGAGGGGCAGCACCUCCUACAGCGAACUGCAGAAUGAGGUCAACAAGAGAAGCCUGAUGCAGCCUCUAGACAGCAAGCCACCACCCUUGAGAUGGAGCAGGCUGCCUGGCCAGGUCUGCAGGAUACCUAACAAGUCCAUGCAGGUUUUCCGUGGUGGCAAGAUGGGUUGCUUCGCAGUCCUCUUCUCUCACGCUGGGACUAUACUGGCUACAGCUUGUGCUGACAGAGAUGCUUUCCCUGUGAUAGUGUAUGAGAUUCCCUCUGGCAAGGUGUUGGCUGAAUUCAUCGGCCAUCUCAAAAUAGUCUAUGAUCUCUGCUGGUCCAGAGACGAUCGGAGCCUUCUGUCUGCCUCCUCUGAUGGAACUGUCAGAGAGUGGAACGUGGAGAGGCUUCAGCAGUCGGCCCAGAAGGUGCUCCCUCAUCCCUCCUUUGUGUACUGUGCUCAGUACCACCCCACGGCCCAGAACCUGGUGGUGAGCGGGGGCUACGACUCUCUGCUACGAGUGUGGAGGGUCGAUGUGGAUGAAGUGAAUGGCCAGCUGCUGCAGGAGCUCGAGGGUCACAACAGUUUCAUCAACUCAAUUUGUUUUGACUCUGAAGGAAGGAGAAUGUUCUCUGCAGACAAUACAGGCCUCAUCCUUGUGUGGAAAACUACAGUAACCGACAGCAGGCGGCAUCAGCCAUGUCAUCGCUGGUGUAUAGAGAAGAAAAUUGAUGAGAUUGACCUCGGCGGCAUCCCUGUCAACAUGCUGCAGCUCCAUCCAAACGGGCGGUGCCUGCUCAUCCAUGCCAAAGACAGCGUCCUGAGAAUGAUGGACUUAAGAAUCCUGGCUGUAAAGAAGUACACCGGAGCCACAAACUACAGAGAGAGGAUCUACAGCACUUUCACGCCAUGCGGGAACUUCAUCUUCUCUGGUAGUGAGGAUGGGAUGGCUUAUGUGUGGAAUACAGACACAGGUGACCAAGUUGCUGUCUACUCUGAGCUUUGUUAUUCCACUGCUCUCCAUGGCGUGGCGUUCCACCCUCACGAAAACAUGGUUGCUUUCAGUGCCUUCGGUCAGUCCCAGCCUGUCCAUGUAUACCUGUACGAUCGCAAAGUUUCCCAGCUGGAGGCGCACACCAUAAAAGCUGCGAGCAGAUUAUCUUCUACAGACACCAAAACCAUCAGAAACACACCUGACACGCCAGCACUGCAGGACACAUCUGCUGCUGCAACCAUUGAUCAGUUUGCCCAAGCAACAAGACUUGCAUUGAAAAUGCAGUGUGUUAAGGAGCAACUGGAUUCAGUGCUUGAUCAACAUCAGAGAUCUUCAGCUUCUGGAUACAUGUAUGAGCAAGACAAAAUGAGCAUUCCUCACUCAGGGAGGAGUUUCACAACUGACUCUGUCACAACGGGAUUAAAUGCUUCGUUGCCGCCUCCGUCUCUCCUGUCGCCGCACUCCAAGCUGCAGCUCUCUGGUCCUCUAGCGGAGCAGCUAAUCCCCCAGGCGGCUCUGAGCGCCCAAAACCGUGGGUUCAGUCCAGUCGGUCAGUGUCUAAAAGGAGCUUCAUCUUUCAGGCUACAGACAAGCCUUCCCGACCACAUUUCUUCAGGCAUCCAGGAAACAGAUUCUGCCCCUGUUCAACAAGUAGUCGUCUCGCUCUAUGACUACAGAGCUAAUCGGUCUGAUGAGCUGACUAUACGCCGCGGUGAUGUCAUCCAAGUGCUGUACAAAGACAAUGACAACUGGUGGUUUGGGCGUCUGGCCAACGGGCAGCAGGGAUAUUUCCUUGCUUCUUAUGUGGCAGAUCAGAGAGAUUUCAGUGAAGAGGUGACUCAGUCUGUAGAGGCACAUGCAGCCUUGUCUGAGGGGACUGUUGAGAGGUCAACACCAACCAGGGUGUCUGCUGCAAUUAGUUCUUCUGGGGAACUUAGGUUUCUUUCUGAGCCGACCCUUUCUGACACCGAGCCUGAGCUGACUGAUGCCAGAGCUAGAAGGAAAAAGAAGGUGAAAAAGUCAGGAGUCCCCGCACCUUCGUCUCAGGCCACAUUUUCAGAUGCAGAUGCUCCGGUGUCGAUGAGCACCAGGAGGAGAGGCCGGUCAGCAGACAGACCUCUCCCAAAGAGACCAACAGGCCGGACUAAUGGUGCCUUCGAGCCAGACACAUGAUUGUUUUCAACUCGAGUGCUUUCACCUUUAUUCUGUUUGAUAUAAAAAGCAUUUUUGUAUUAAUGACCCUGCAGCUGUGUUGUAUUUUUACUGCUUUGUCUUUUUAUAUUCAGUCAGUAUGUUCUGUAUUGUAUUUAAUACAGAUCGAUCAAUGACAUGUAAAACUUUGAUAAUGAAUGCUUAAAGAAUUGAGCAAUUCUAGGAAUUCUAGUUUUACAUAUUUAUUGAUGUAAGCAUAUUUUCACUAUUGCACAUGUUGCAUGUUUACAGAUUAUGUAGAAAACAAAAUGUAAUAUUGUAGUUUUAUUUUCUUAGCCUGUAAGAGAUUGACAAAUUUUGUAUAUGCCACUUCUUCAGUUAUAUAAUUAUACAGAUUAUUCUUUUGCAAGUGUUUGUCUUUCUAUAAAUCAUGUUAAGUCACACUUUUGAUAUUUAACAUUUGUAAAUAAUAUAAAUAAUAAUUGUUUAACACAUUAAAGUAAUAGCCUUUUAGAAUACUAAAAUCAAUUGCUUUUUCAGCCCAGUAGAUAUAUUUUGCUGCAGUAAAAAUCACUAAAGUAAGAUGAACAAAGUUGAUCUUAUUACAUAAAACAGACAUUGACAAAGUUUUCCUUAAAGUUAUAAAUCGCAAUAUAUGUUAUUACAAUACUCAGCAUAUUGCAAAACGUUAAAAAUCUAAUUCAAGUUGCUAUUAUUUUGAAGAAUUCAAGUCAAAUGGAGAUCCUUUUUAAUGGAACAUGAAUGUGUAGUGUCCAUUAGCAUCAGCAUGUAAUGAUUUCAUCUUCAACUUUUGGAUAUGUCUUCAUUUUAAGAUUCUUGGAUCAAGAGGAGGUUUAUUGUGUGACACACUUGAAAUGUAUUUUAUAGUACAGCUAAUGUUUCAGUGGACCAUUGGGUAACUUUUCCAAGUUAAGUCCGUCAAAUAAAAUAUGAGCAGGAUGCUAUGCAGUGCAUGAUGGAAUGGAUCGAGAGAAUAAAGACACCAAUGUUUUUUAAUGUAGAUAUUUACUGUUUAUAUUCAAAUAAAUGCAAAAAUCUUACAUAUUGUUCAAUCAGAAAUUGAGGCUCAACAUAUAAAAUCACUAAUUGCAGUAAAAUGUGACACAAUGCUCCCUGUUAUAUCAAAUUAUACUGAAGGUAAUGAGAGGUUCACAAUGACCUGUAACAUAUCAAAGGCCUAGGUGAUAUAAAAAAUCAAAUAUCCCUAUAUUUUUACCAGAUACCUCGAUACCGAUAUUGUAGGGCUAACUAUUAGUGCUUUUACAAAAUAUUCACACUAGAUUUUCAAAAAUUAAUCAUCAGUAAUGUGGAUAUAAUGACAAAGAGGGUAAAGGCAAAGAAUAGAACAGCCAGGUAAAUGAGAAGGAAAAGAAAAAGAAAAUUACACUUAGGAUAUCAUGAUAUCCAAAAUCUAAGACAAUAUAUAGUCUCAAAUCAUCAUGAUAUCAACACAUUGCCCAGCCUAAUAACAUACCACUUCAUAGAUCAUGUUAUAACAUGCUUAUUUGCUUUGUGUUGCCAUGACUGUGGUCCGCAGCUCCUGAUGUGUAUAACUUCAACAUGAAAUCCAGGUCAUGACCAGGUCAGAACUAAGAUCAUUAAUACAGCAGAGCUUCAGAACAAAAGGCACAUUUAGUUUGUGCUGUGAACUUAACAGUGGUCGACUAUAUUCACUCAUAUUACAUUCAUUCAUCAUAAUGCACUACAGUAUAUGAAACUAUUAAAAUUCUAUUAAAAAUGUACAGACAUUGAGCCAGUAAUACAGUGUACCACUUUGUUUUCGGGCUGCAGUUUCCGCAACACCAAAAAUGUAUAAUUUAAAAA